Molecule: messenger RNA, 624 nt
Organism: Penicillium lagena
Lineage: Eukaryota; Fungi; Ascomycota; Eurotiomycetes; Eurotiales; Aspergillaceae
Exons: 3
Coding region: 1-624 (207 amino acids)
Source: RefSeq, a predicted model, not a curated record
AUGCUCUGCUUCUUCACCCUCUUCACCUCUCCGGCUUUCUUUCACGCUUCCACCUACCUCCAACCGCUCACCAAAUUCAUCACUUCCGCUCACUUUGACUAUCACUACCAACCCGACUUUCGAACAACCACCAUCAAAAUGCGCUGGUCUCCCGAGAAGGACCAGAUCUUGCUGAUCAAGAUCCUGGAAACCUCCGACAUUAACCCCAACUCCGAGGCUAUUGCCAAUACCUGGCCCGGUGAUGAGGCUCCCACUCCGCGUGCUGUCAAGGAACGCAUUUACAAGAUCCGUCAGAUGAUCCUGACCGCUCAGCCUGGCGAGGAUGCCGACAACACUGCGUCUGGGGAGGGGGCAAACAGCACCCAGACCACCCCCAAGACUCCCAGGGCUGUUAAGGCCUCCAAGGCUCCCAAAACUCCUAAGACCCCCAAGUCUGCAGGUUCUGGCAGCAAGAAGCGCAAGCUCGCGUCUCCCGAGCCUAAGAUUGAGGAGGAGGAAACCGAUCAGGCCGAGUGGGAGGACAACCACCUGGAUGGGAAGAGCAAGCGCGUCUUCGACGAGGUCCGCAAGGAAACUCUGCCCGACCCUGAUUUAUGGGACACUUACCCGAUAGUAGAGGUCUAA